This is a messenger RNA of Lathyrus oleraceus (garden pea), 2366 nucleotides long. Its product is annotated as protein indeterminate-domain 5, chloroplastic. Gene Ontology annotation, molecular function: DNA-binding transcription factor activity. Gene Ontology annotation, cellular component: nucleus. The record is from RefSeq and is a predicted model, not a curated record. The transcript is spliced from 7 exons. Bases 226 to 2061 code for a protein of 611 amino acids. Lineage: Eukaryota; Viridiplantae; Streptophyta; Magnoliopsida; Fabales; Fabaceae.
UAUAAAGCCUCCCCAUCUUUACCAUCUUCCUACAAAUCUCAUGUGUUCAUUUUAUAUUUGUGAAAUAAAACAAACUAAGUUAAGCAUGAAUUUUGGUUAUCUUGAAGUCAUCAUAUUACUCUCAGAUAUAUAAGUGCGGGUGCAAUCCAAGAUCAAGACCAAGUUUCCUCUUCUUCAAACCGAACGCUAAAGACUUGUUGAAAAAUUUAAAGAGGACCGACUUAAAUGGAGAGGACAAGUUUGUUUAUCACUCCUGAAUUUAUAAACGAUAUGGCUGCUUCAUCUUCUUCGGCAUCACUUUUUGGAUUCAGAGAAGAGGAUCCAAAUCAAAUGAAUCAACAGCAACAUUCCUUGCCACCGUCAUCAACAACUGCAGCUCCAGCUCCGGCUGCAACAUCUCAGAAGAAAAAGAGAAACCAACCUGGAACACCAAAUCCAGAUGCAGAGGUGAUAGCACUAUCUCCCAAGACCCUAAUGGCAACAAACAGGUUUAUCUGUGAGGUAUGCAACAAAGGGUUCCAAAGAGAGCAAAACCUACAGCUCCACAGAAGAGGACACAACUUGCCUUGGAAGCUUAAGCAGAAGACAACAAAAGAGCCUAAGAGAAAGGUUUAUCUCUGUCCUGAGCCCACAUGUGUUCAUCAUGACCCUUCCAGAGCACUCGGUGACCUCACCGGAAUCAAGAAACACUUCUCUCGCAAACACGGCGAGAAGAAAUGGAAGUGUGAUAAGUGCUCUAAGAAAUACGCUGUUCAAUCUGAUUGGAAAGCACAUUCCAAAACUUGUGGCACCAGAGAAUACAGGUGUGACUGCGGCACUCUCUUCUCCAGGAGAGACAGUUUCAUAACUCAUAGAGCUUUCUGCGAUGCAUUGGCUCAAGAGGGUCCAAGACAGCCACCAAUAACCCUAACUGGUGCCAUUGGAUCACAUCUUUUCGGAAGUGGCGGCAGCGGCGGAGGUGGCGGCAACAACAACAACAGCAUGGGUUUAAACUUAUCCCAAGUUGCUCCACAAAUGCCCAACAUGCAACAUCAACAAGACCACCACAACAAUUCAGCCACUGAAAUCCUGCGACUCGGUGCAGCCGCGAGUCGAACCGGACAAUUCGACCACCACAACAUUCUCCAGUCCACUUUCAGACCUAAUUCCUUCUUCAACAAUAACAUUCAUGAUCCAAACCAAAACUAUGUUUCUGAUCAAGGAUUGAUGAUGCAGCAGACUAAUAACAACACCGCCAACAACAGCAAUCUCUUCAACAUUCCGAAUUUCCUUUCGAGUAACAGUACUACUAAUACUAACAGUAGCAACAACUCAUUCUCCGAGCACUUGAAUAUGAAUAAUGAAGGGACAAAUUUCUUCACUGGAUCAGGUGGAACAAGUAGUGCUCCAUCACUUUUCAGCAACUGUUUCCCUCAAGGAGGUGGAAACAGUAGCAACAACAAUAUCAAUGCUGUUACUGCUAUAUCUUCAAUGUCAGCAACUGCACUUCUUCAGAAAGCUGCUCAAAUGGGUGCAACUUCAAGCAAUGGAAACGGUACCACCGCAACUUCGCUUCUCAAGAGCUUCGGAAACAACACUCCUGCUACUAAUUCAGCUUCUUCCGGUGGUGUUGGUACUGGUGCUGGUGUUGCUGGUGCCGGUGGUGGCGAGCAUAACAGAAUUCUCCAGAUGGGAGGUGGAAGUGUAAACUACGGUUUUGGCGGCGGGAAUAACGAACAGAGUAAUUUGCAGGAUUUGAUGAACUCUUUUGCUGCUACCGGGAAUGCUUCAAUAUUUGAAACGGGAAGAGGAGGUGUAGGGCUUGGAAGUGGAGGUGCAGAUAGCAGUCAACUAACUCGUGACUUUUUAGGAGUUGGUGAGAUAGUGAGAAACAUGAGCGGUGUUGUUGGAGGACAAAGGGAACAACAACAACAACAACAGAAUCAUCAACAUGCAGCAGCUGCAUUUAACCUGCCAGUUUCCAUGGAAGGAGAUCAAAGAAACAUUCAUGCUGCACAGUCCUUUGGAGGCGGAGGAAGAGGAGGAGCUGGUGGUGGAGCAGGAGCAGGAAAUUUUCACUAAUCAUUAUCAUCUUUCAUAAAGGAUUUCAACAUGCUCCAUUGGAACUUGAUCUAAUUAAAGAUUUUGAGACUACUGUGAAGAAUAUGUGGAAAUUCCUGAAUUUUCUUGAAGCUUCUUCAAACUCUGUUAAAUCCCCCUCCCCCAAUUUUUUUUUUCCUGAUACAUAUUAGCUUCAAGUUUUUUUUAUGGUUUAUUUAAUAGAUUUUGUUAUUGGGUAAUUGAUAUUUAUCAUAUAUAUUUAAAUGCGACAAUAAACCAGUUAUAACCUUUUUUUUAUAUAUAUAAUAUAGACCAGUUAUGACUUA